Molecule: messenger RNA, 723 nt
Organism: Ilex paraguariensis (yerba mate)
Lineage: Eukaryota; Viridiplantae; Streptophyta; Magnoliopsida; Aquifoliales; Aquifoliaceae
Source: the annotation of a GenBank genome assembly
AUGGGUGGGAGGCACGAAAUGAGUAACAAUUCGAAUUCAUUCGAGUCAUUCUUGGAGGGCUGGCAGGUUCGUCAAGAACACUACCUUGACGAACUCCUCACGGUGCUUGAAAAUUGUCACGAGUUUCGCGAUGAUGAUUUGAGAGAUCUGAUUGCUCGAGUGCUCACUCACUACCAAGAUUACUACGAAGAAAAAUCAAAACUAGUCAACCGGGACGUGUUCCUCGCGUUCUCGCCGACUUGGUUCAGUCACUUCGAGAGAUCUUUCUUUUGGAUUGCCGGGUUCAAACCCGGAUUGGCAAUUCGGCUGGGGAUGAACUCGGUGGAUGACUUGUCGGAGGAUCAGAUUCGGAAAAUGGAGCUAUUGAAGGCUGUGAUUAAAAUGGAAGAGAAAACGCUGAUGGAAAAGUUGGCUAAGAUUCAGGAAAGCGUCGCAGCGCCGCCGGUGGUGGAGCUAGCGAGGCGGGCGGGGCGAAAACUCAUGAAUGGGGAGGCUCAGGAGGUGGACUCGGUGAUUGAGAUGUUGAGGAUGGCGAUGGAGGCGGUGCUUCACACGGCGGAUAUGUUGAGGACGACGGCGACGGAGAGUGUGGUGAAAAUACUAAAUCCAAUCCAGAAUGUGAAGUUCUUGGCUGCCGCAACUCAGCUUCAGCUUAGGAUUCGGAUGCUAGGAAUGCAGAGAGAGGCUGAGCAAAGGGCUAACAAUAGAGGUGGUGAGUUUUGA